GCCAAACACUGCAGACAGCAGGAGCAAGUGUAGAGAGGAAGUGCGUGCAACAAGUAUUCAUAUUAUCCCAACUUUGAGCCACAUUCACUGUUAACGGGAAACAUGACGUCCAUAAACAAAGCGUCGCUACAGACGCGAAAUCUUCCCUGGGUUGAAAAAUACAGGCCACAGACACUGGAUGAUCUAAUCUCACACAAAGAUAUUCUUAGCACCAUCCAGCGGUUCAUCAGCGAGGACAAACUUCCUCAUCUUUUGUUCUAUGGUCCCCCUGGAACAGGAAAGACCUCCACCAUCCUCGCAUGUGCCAAGCAGCUUUACAAAGACAAGGAGUUCAACUCUAUGGUGUUAGAGCUAAAUGCAUCAGAUGACCGAGGUAUUGAUGUCGUACGAGGCCCCGUUCUGAGUUUUGCCAGCACCCGGACAAUCUUCAAGAAGGGCUUCAAGUUGGUGAUACUGGACGAGGCUGAUGCCAUGACCCAGGAUGCCCAGAAUGCCUUACGUCGAGUGAUUGAGAAGUUCACAGAAAACACUCGCUUCUGUCUCAUCUGUAACUACCUGUCCAAGAUCAUUCCUGCACUGCAGUCUCGCUGCACCAGGUUUCGCUUUGGCCCGUUGAACCCGGACCAGAUGAUCCCGCGGCUGGAGCACGUAAUCCAGCAGGAGAGUAUUGAUGUAUCUCCAGAUGGAAUGAAGGCCAUUGUGACUUUAUCAUCAGGCGAUAUGAGAAGAUCUCUCAACAUACUGCAGAGCACCAGUAUGGCGUAUGGGAAAGUCACAGAGGACACAGUCUACACCUGCACAGGUCACCCGCUCCGCUCAGAUAUCGCCAACAUCCUUGACUGGUCUCUGAACAAAGACUUCACUUCAGCGUAUAAGCAAAUCCUUCAGCUGAAGACUUUGAAAGGUUUGGCCCUGCAUGACAUCCUCACCGAGGUUCAUUUACUCAUACAUCGAGUGGACUUUCCUCCAGCUAUUCGGAUUGGUCUGCUCAUCAAGUUGGCUGACAUAGAACACCGACUGGCCUCUGGAACCGAUGAGAAGAUCCAGCUGAGCGCCAUGGUCGCAGCUUUCCAGGCUGUGAGAGACAUGGUGGUCAGUGAGGCCUCCUAGACGACACAGUUGAGACACGUGAAGAGAAAGAGUUCAAAGACUCAUGAACAGCCAGUUACGCUUUUAAGAUCUAGAACUAAGGCAACAUUCUUUCUCUUCUAUCCUGCUCUCAAAUGUAACUGAAGGCUUUUUAACAGUCUGGCCAUAGUCUUGCUUCUGUUAAUGUCCUUGUAUAGUGUUCACUUGUUUUUUCUCCCUGUGGAUUACAAUGAUGCUGUGAAGAGCUGAGGACGGGUAGAUUUCAGGUCAUUUCACCAAUAAUAAUAAUAACAAUAAAUAGGUGAAAUUGCCCAUUUGUUUUUUGAAGAAAACAGAUGUUCUGAGGAUGUCCCCACUGCCUCACACUGCCCCACACUCAGUGCAGCAGACGGUUAUCCGAGUCAAAUGGAAACCAGCUCCUGUGGGAAUAUGGAAAAUCGCAUCAUCGGUGUAGAAUAAGUUACUCAUGUAUCUUUGGUGGGAAAAAAAAUCUCACACAUGUAAAUGUUUGCAUCAAUUUUAAUAAAACUAUUUCCUAUAA
Messenger RNA from Solea senegalensis (Senegalese sole), 1630 nucleotides. It is a transcript of the gene rfc5, whose product is annotated as replication factor C (activator 1) 5. The record is from RefSeq and is a predicted model, not a curated record. Gene Ontology annotation, cellular component: DNA replication factor C complex; nucleus. Gene Ontology annotation, biological process: DNA-templated DNA replication; DNA repair. The transcript is spliced from 11 exons. Gene Ontology annotation, molecular function: ATP hydrolysis activity; DNA binding; ATP binding. NCBI's taxonomy places the organism in Eukaryota, Metazoa, Chordata, Actinopteri, Pleuronectiformes, Soleidae. Bases 103 to 1110 code for a protein of 335 amino acids.